GCGUCACUGGGCACAGUAUUCCUUUCCCAAAGCCCUCCUUCCUCCAGGCCUCCUGCUCUGUGUACCCCGUGUACCCUGCCCCCACCUAGCUUGGUCCCACUAGUGGGAUUUAUGGCUGCCAUCUGCCCCAGAAUAAUAAAUCAGGGCCAAGAGAGUGACAACCAUCUCGUGUGGGGAGUGUAUAAAACGAGAGGGGCUCAGGCAGCCACAAAGUUUCAGCAGAUCCCAGAGAGAGCCCAGGACCAAGGGGAGGCAUGAAGGAACACAGCAGGAUGGCUCGCUGGGGACUCCUGCUGGUGCUCUGGGGCUCCUGCACCUUCGGUCUCCCCGCAGACUCUGGCACCUUCAGAAGGAUCUUCCUCAAGAAAAUGCCCUCAGUCCGGGAAAGCCUGAAGGAGCGAGGUGUGGAUGUGGCCAAGCUCAGUACUGAGUGGAGCCAGUUCUCCAAGAGGGUCUCCCUUGGCAACGGCACCUCCCCCAUGAUUCUCACCAACUACCUGGACACCCAGUACUAUGGCGAGAUUGGCAUUGGCACCCCACCCCAGACCUUCAAAGUCAUCUUUGACACGGGUUCUGCCAACCUCUGGGUGCCCUCCAGCAAGUGCAGCCCUCUGUACACAGCGUGUGAGACUCACAACCGCUAUGACUCCUCCGAAUCCUCCACUUAUGUGGAGAACAAAAUGGAAUUCACCAUCAACUACGGAUCAGGGAAGGUCAAAGGCUUUCUGAGCCAGGACGUGGUAACUAUGGGCGGAAUCACAGUGACACAGACGUUUGGAGAAGUCACAGAGCUGCCCGUGAUACCCUUCAUGCUGGCCAAGUUUGAUGGGAUCCUGGGCAUGGGCUUCCCUGCACAGGCUGUCAGCGGGGUCACCCCUGUCUUUGACAACAUCAUCUCCCAGGGGGUGCUAAAGGAGGACGUCUUCUCUGUGUACUACAGCAGAGCUUCUGAUCUUCCCUUUAGGAAUUCUCACUUGCUGGGAGGUGAGAUUGUGCUGGGAGGCAGCGACCCCCAGUAUUACCAAGGGAACUUCCACUAUGUGAGCCUCAGCAAGAACGGCCUCUGGCAGAUCAAAAUGAAGGGGGUGUCUGUGAGGUCUGCCACUUUGUUCUGUGAGGAGGGCUGCGCAGCCAUGGUGGACACUGGUGCAUCCUUCAUCACGGGACCCACCAGCUCCCUGAAGCUGCUCAUGGAUGCUCUGGGGGCCAAGGAGACUUCCUCCCUCUACCAGUAUGUGGUGAACUGUAACCAGGUGCCGACACUGCCUGACAUCUCUUUCCACCUCGGAGGCAGAGCCUACACGCUCACCAGUGCGGACUAUGUAUUACAGGACCUCGACAGUAAUGACGAUGACCUGUGCACACUGGCCAUCCAUGGCCUGGACGUCCCACCACCCACUGGGCCCCUCUGGGUCCUGGGUGCCAGCUUCAUCCGCAAGUUCUACACGGAGUUUGAUCGGCGUAACAAUCGCAUUGGCUUUGCCCUGGCCCUCUGAGGCCUUCUGCUGCCUGGGCAGGCCCUGUCCUCAGCCCCAGCCUGGAGCUAGCAAGCAUUCUCUGGAAGCACCGUUUCGCUGGGCUUGAGCCCUCUCGCAGGGCACCGGGCAUGGAGCUGCCCUUGGACACUUGCCCUGCCUCCAGCACUGACCCUUCCCUGCUUUGAGGACAAACAGAAUAAAGGCUUCAUAUUUGCAACCAUGUUGCAUCUGGGUUCACUGGGGUUUGGAACGGAGGGGAGGGGCAGCCACGUGAUCAUGUGCAGACAGGAGUGAGACAGACUGACAAGCUGUACACAUUGACCCACAUGCUAGGCUCCUGUGUGCAGGGACAGUGCCAUCGCCAUUGUUCAAGGUCAGCAGGACUCACGGGGAGUUGUUUACACAGCCUCGGUGGGAAGUUUGCAGAGAGCCAGCCCCAUGCCUCUCCAGCCCCUCAGGGGACCAAGCUAAUGCCUCAGCAACAUCCACCUGAAGCCUCUGAAGCUGUCCCUCUUCAAGGGAUCUGCUCAUCCCUUUUGACCAAACACUGAGCUGGGCCCAACCAGACCCAGGCAAACUUCACACCUCUAGAAUUGCAGCCUCUUGGGACUGGGUGGGAGCUUGGGGCUCCUCAAGGGUAGGAUUUUACCGGGCAGGAGCUGUCUACAGCGUCCCCAUGCAGAGCCAAGAGCCUGGGCCUGGGCUGAGGAUACUGGAUUCAGCCUUGUUUCCAUCGCUGAUUCUCCAUGUUCCCUUCCCCUGGCUGGGCUUCCUUUCCUCACUGCAAAAGGAAGGGCUUGAGUUGGUGCUGGUGUCCUUUUCCAGCUCUGAUACUCUGGGGCUCCAUGACCUUAAGUGGGCUGGCUGGUCUCCCAUCACCUCCUACGCUGUCCAAUUUGAGAGCCACCAGCCACAUGUGGCUGUUUGCUUUUAAAGUCAUUGAAGCUAAAUAACAUGUACUAGCCACAUUUCAAGUGCUCUGUAGUCACAUGUGGCUAGUGACCAACGCAGCACUCCCAUCGUUGCAGAAGUCCUGUUGGCAGAGCUGGAUUCUGGACAGCAAUGCAGAGAGGACCCUGGUGGUUGAGAGGCUCCUGAACAGGCCAAAAGGGCAACUUGACCUACUCUGAAGGCACUUUGCUGGGUGGGGCCUUAACAGACUGGUCCCUUAGAAAGAAGUCUCCUUUCUCUGGAGCUGGUGACUACUGAGGUCCCUGAGGCAAAACAGAAGAGUGGGUGACUGAGGCCUUACUAGCCAAGAAGGUUGGUAGCUAACAGAGUCCUGCUCAGGAGGUGACAGAGAAAGACCAGAGCAGAGUCCAGCAAGCAGAAGGGGCUUUCCCUAAGCUGGCUGGCCUCUCUCCAUGUCUCCUCCCCACAGCAACUCUCCCUUGGGACACGUUGUCCCUCCUAACACACACUCACGCUCUAUCACACAUACAUCUACUCACACACACACAUUGUUACACACGCACUCUCUCUCACACACACACAGCCAUCACCUCAUCCUGUUUUAGGCCCUCCCCAAAGACAAGCACAGGGUCUACCCCACCUCCAUCCCCCUAAAAAGCCCAUUGCCAUCCAGUCGAUUCUGACUCCGAGCAACCCUAUAGGACAAAGUAGAACUGAACCAUAGGGUUUCCAAGGCUGAAACCUUUAUGGAAGCAGACUGCCACAACUUUCUCUGAGGAGCAGGUGGUGGGUUCAAACAGUCAACCUUUCAGUUAGCAGCCGAGCACUUAACCACUGCGCCACCAGGGCUCCACCCCCCUCAAAGCUCUGGACUCAGGGACACCUGCUUGCCUGCUGCCUGUCUCCAGACUCUCGGAUGGGAAGGAGGUAUUAAGGAUUAUUUAAUGAUGAAAACUCAGUCUAGCUCAAAAUCUUGGCCUAACGUGUGUCCCGACACUGCCAACCCCAGAAUGUUCAGUAGUCUGUCAGCAGGCAGCGUAGGAUGCUGGGCUGGCACCC
Loxodonta africana (African savanna elephant) is the source of this 3449-nucleotide messenger RNA. RefSeq names its product renin (gene REN). Bases 255 to 1496 code for a protein of 413 amino acids. The record is from RefSeq and is a predicted model, not a curated record. Gene Ontology annotation, molecular function: aspartic-type endopeptidase activity. Lineage: Eukaryota; Metazoa; Chordata; Mammalia; Proboscidea; Elephantidae. The transcript has 9 exons. Gene Ontology annotation, biological process: angiotensin maturation.